This is a messenger RNA of Equus quagga, 2030 nucleotides long. It is a transcript of the gene DDX39A, whose product is annotated as DExD-box helicase 39A. Gene Ontology annotation, molecular function: RNA binding; ATP binding; RNA helicase activity. The record is from RefSeq and is a predicted model, not a curated record. Gene Ontology annotation, biological process: mRNA splicing, via spliceosome; mRNA export from nucleus. The coding region runs from base 645 to 1895 and encodes 416 amino acids. The transcript has 10 exons. Lineage: Eukaryota; Metazoa; Chordata; Mammalia; Perissodactyla; Equidae.
CCCAUCCCCAGAGCUCAAGGUCCUGCCCGUGUGGGCUGGGUGGGGUUCUUGCGGAGCAAUGCCGAGGGGGCUUCUCAGGCUAGAUGGUCUGAGGCCCUUCCUGUGAUCUGAGACCUUAGGGCUGCGAAGGCGGCAACUGUGCAGAGAUCUGGGAGCAGCGCGUUCCCGCUGGUGCACUGGGCUGUGAAAGCUCGGGGUGGGGUGCCGCAAGGAGCCAAGCAAGCCUGGGGGUGGUUGACAGGGCCAAUGAGGAGGGCCGUGGGGUCCAUGGGCAGGAAUUGGGGAUUCAGUGGGAGACAGUGGGAGGCCCUUGGAGGGUAGGGGGAUGUGCAUGUGUGGGUGUGGCUGGCAGGGUUCGGGGAGCUGUGAGGUGGCUCAGAGGCGUAGUACAGGUGGAGUCACAUGGGGAGCACGGGAGAGAGUUGAUCAGAGAGUGAUGUCUGGUCUCGGCUUCCUCAGCUGGGUGCUUCUGUGCCAGCUCCCAACCCGACCCUGGCGCAUCGCGCCUCUCGUCGGACUGGUGGCAGCCGCCCGCAGCUGCUGUGCAUCCUUCUCCCUCAGCUCCCUCGCUGGUGGGUUCUUCUGCAUGCAUCUCAGCUCAGUUGCCUCCCUCGGCCCUUCCUCCCUCCUCUGUUCUCAGCACCAUGGCGGAACAGGAUGUGGAAAAUGAGCUGCUGGACUACGAGGAGGACGAAGAGCCACAGGCUCCCCCCGAGAGCACGCCAGCUCCCCCCAAGAAAGAUGUCAAGGGUUCCUACGUUUCCAUCCACAGCUCUGGCUUCCGGGACUUUCUGCUGAAGCCGGAGCUGCUGAGGGCCAUAGUGGACUGUGGCUUUGAGCAUCCGUCUGAGGUCCAGCACGAGUGUAUCCCCCAAGCCAUCCUGGGCAUGGACGUGCUGUGCCAGGCCAAGUCUGGGAUGGGCAAGACGGCCGUCUUCGUGCUGGCCACCCUGCAGCAGAUUGAGCCCGUCAACGGACAGGUGACGGUCCUGGUCAUGUGCCACACUCGGGAGCUGGCUUUCCAGAUCAGCAAGGAGUAUGAGCGCUUCUCCAAGUACAUGCCCAGCGUCAAGAAGGAUGAAGACGUGUUGAAGAAGAACUGCCCGCACGUCGUGGUGGGGACACCGGGCCGCAUCCUGGCGCUCGUGCGGAACCGGAGCCUCAGCCUGAAGCACGUGAAGCACUUCGUGCUGGACGAGUGCGACAAGAUGUUGGAGCAGCUGGACAUGCGGCGGGACGUGCAGGAGAUCUUCCGCCUGACGCCCCACGAGAAGCAGUGCAUGAUGUUCAGCGCCACCCUGAGUAAGGAGAUCCGGCCCGUCUGCAGGAAGUUCAUGCAGGACCCCAUGGAGGUGUUUGUGGACGACGAGACUAAACUCACGCUGCACGGCCUGCAGCAGUACUAUGUCAAGCUCAAGGACAGCGAGAAGAACCGCAAGCUCUUCGACCUCCUGGAUGUGCUGGAGUUCAACCAGGUGGUGAUCUUCGUGAAGUCAGUGCAGCGCUGCAUGGCCCUGGCCCAGCUCCUGGUGGAGCAGAACUUCCCGGCCAUCGCCAUCCACAGGGGCAUGGCCCAGGAGGAGCGCCUGUCGCGCUAUCAGCAGUUCAAGGACUUCCAGCGGCGGAUCCUGGUGGCCACCAAUCUGUUUGGCCGAGGGAUGGACAUUGAGCGAGUCAACAUCGUCUUCAACUACGACAUGCCAGAGGACUCGGACACCUACCUCCACCGGGUGGCCCGUGCGGGGCGCUUUGGCACCAAGGGCCUGGCCAUCACUUUUGUGUCUGACGAGAAUGAUGCCAAAAUCCUCAAUGACGUUCAGGACAGGUUUGAAGUGAAUGUCGCAGAGCUUCCGGAAGAGAUCGACAUCUCCACAUACAUUGAGCAGAGCCGGUAACCUCGCGCCUGUCGGACGGCCCAGGUCCCCCCUGCUCCCCCUCGUGCCACCAGUCCUCCUAGGCAACAGUGGCCUUUCUUUUACCGUUGAAAGCUGUAGAUUUGUGUCAGAAUAAAUUUGUAUUAUGGAAGCCUG